Molecule: messenger RNA, 315 nt
Organism: Closterium sp. Naga37s-1
Lineage: Eukaryota; Viridiplantae; Streptophyta; Zygnematophyceae; Desmidiales; Closteriaceae
Source: the annotation of a GenBank genome assembly
AUGCGCCACCAUCGACGCAUUACAUCAAGCCACUGCAUGCCUCCCCUUCUUUUACAUCUGUCCCCCUUCAAUCACAUCCGUCUCCCUUCCCUCACAUCAGUCUCCCUUCCCUCACAUCCGUCUCCCUUCCCUCACAUCCGUCCCCCUUCCCUCACAUCCGUCUCCCUUCCCUCACAUCCGUCCCCUUUCCCUCACAUUUGUCUCCCUUCCCUCACAUUCGCCACCCUUCCCUCACAUUAUCCUCGCUUCCCUCCGCUCAUCCUUCCUUUCCCCCCGUGUGCGCCUUCGUUUCCCCCCAUGUGCGACUUCUGUUGA